Molecule: messenger RNA, 3783 nt
Organism: Penicillium diatomitis
Lineage: Eukaryota; Fungi; Ascomycota; Eurotiomycetes; Eurotiales; Aspergillaceae
Exons: 3
Coding region: 1-3783 (1260 amino acids)
Source: RefSeq, a predicted model, not a curated record
AUGACCGUGUCACGGUCUCAGCUCGAUCCCCAGAUCCACAUCGGCGAGGACGCCUUGAACACCCCGGCCGGAGCUUUCAUCUCGUGCGAUGAAGGAAGUGAGCCAUCUCGCCGGACACUAGGAUGCGUGGACAAGAUGUACGGACGACCUCAGCCCGACCGUCCGCCGCAGCCUGAAUGGCGACAGCCUCCGCGGCGUCCAAGUGGACAACAGUCAGAAGCCCCUGGGCCAACGCCUCCACCGCGACCGCCAACAACAGGCACAUAUUCUCCAGCAACAUAUGGUCCCAUCUCGACGCCGACAACAAACACAGGCACCUCCCAGCUGGCGGGGCCCGGCGCAGAUCCGCGAACGUGGGGUGUGCGGUACAACCAGCAGAUACAUCCGAUCUACGCUCCACCGCCAUUACCACCUCGCCCUCCAAGUGUCGAUGAGACAUCUCAAAUUUAUACACAACCGCAGCCACCACCACCACCGCCGCCGGUGAACACCAGCGGCUCCCCCCCACCAUCUACUCUCGGCGUAGAGGCAUUCUCAGUCCCUCAGUCUGCGCCGGUGUCGCCAAGUUUUCCACCACCUUACAGCGAACAUGCAGCUCCAAAUCCAACUUCACCUUAUGCGGUGUCUCCAAUACUGGCCCCUCCUCCGCCUCCCCCAAAGAAGCCAAUCGGUUACCAACCAAGCAUUCCGCCUCAGACUUCGCAGACUCCAGAGCGGCCACCGCUGCUUGCGCAGGGUGUAGGGCCGGCGGCAACCCAAGGGUCAUAUGGCUUUACUGGAACUUCUUCCGGUGAUUAUGCUUCCGGGGCUGCUCAAGCCACCUCGACGAGCUCCUCGGCACUGGGCCCAGGCACGCCGUCAGACUGGGAGCAUCUUGGGCCAACCCCAGGUGAAUUUGAUGAUCGUCCCUGGUUUCCCCCGCGGGACCAAUCGCCUCAAUCGCAACAUGAUGUCGCGAGUCUCAACGUACCUCACUCACCGCACCUGAUCUCCACUCCACCUGGAUAUUCCACUGGGUUCGGCAAUGCUUCAACAUCUGGCCCGGAAGACACACCACUCCCUGAAAGAGUGGCUACAGGACAGGGUCCUUCGCGCAACGAAAGUCAUACUGUUUGUCCACAUGGGACUGACAUCAGUUCGCCGAUCAGCCCGUCUAGCGUGCAAGGGAUCCCGCAGGCUCAAACCCUUGCACAGACAAACAAGGUUGACUCGCAAGUCACUUCGCCUGGAUUCUGUGCCGACACCACACUCGGAGCGAUCGAUACACCCCAGCGACAUUCGCCUCCCCCAGUCGAGCCCCCACAAGGAAACACUCUACUGCAGAGCCCCCACACCGAGGAUCUCAUUGCGUCUGAAAUAACUAUCCGAGGCAAUUCGCGGCCAGCCGGAGCUCCGACUAUCGGCCUUGGUCAUGCUCAGAACCCCAGUCAAGGGGAUCCAGCACGGCCAGCGGAUCCCUACGAAGACCUCGAUCCUUGGUUCAAGUCUUCGUUGGUCCGCUAUGUCUCAAUGUUACGAAAAGAGGCAGUCGCAGAUACAGAUGAAGAACGCUUCAAAAUCUUCACGGCAUUUGCAGCAAAGGAGACAAAACUGCGCGAGAUUCUUUACAAUAUUGAGCACGAUCAACCCGAAAAGCAAGCGGCAUCCAGUACCCCAAGCGUGCCGCGCAAGGAUUCACCUGCGGUUUUUGAGUCAGGGGAACCGGCCCUUGAAUCAGGAUUGAUUCCUGUCGAUUCAGAGAAGGCGUCUUCCGCGUCUACACCAGCCAUAGAUGAUGCACAGGAUCUUGACGACAAUGCUAGCGAAUACAGUGCAGGAGGCAGGCCCAUCCUGGGUAAGCAAGCUCAUCGGGCCUCACAAUGGACACCUAAUCUCGCGGCCCUUUCAUCAAAUGACGAGAAGAGUGGCCGUCCAGCAACAACUUCUCUGAACAGCCUCGCACUCGAGGAAAGUGGACCGAAGCAAAGUAUCGAGCCACUUACUACAAAUCCUCCGCGGCCCAUCUACACACCGUUUCAAUACACAGAAGGCCCCCAGCGUGGGUCAGAUAAUCUGACAUUUGAUCGUCCUGCAUACCAGGCCUACUCUGAACUGCGUCAGGCUUCCGCUGUCAGCGGACGGGUACUUUCGGGUAUUCCCCCGUCCAUUCUUCGAUCGCUGCCGGGUGCGCUGUCUACUCGACCCUCCCAAGUUAGAGACAAUGAAACCUUCGUUGGCCUCAUCCGUGAUAGAAGUACUGCCUAUCAGCCUUUGGGUCGCAAGUCCGAUAGCCCAGCCCCACUACUUCCAGGGUCUGACCAGCAAGAACGGAAGUCUGAUGACUUGCUCGAGGCUCUUCGGGCGAUGGUUUUGACCCCUCUUGACAGGCAAUCUCAAACCUCUUGGCAUUUCACCACUUGGAAAGAGCUUGAGAAGUAUCGGGAUGAAUUUGAGUUUGUUCAAGCCCAGAUCGAUGAGUGGGAGAGCUCGAUGAAGCAACGCCGGGUGCAAAUUGAGGAAGCGCGUACUGCUCGUCAGGAGGAGUCGGAGGCUCAUAUCGAUGAGCUCUUCAACGAGAAGGCGAUUGGUUAUGCCGACAUCAAUACAUUAGAGGAAGAUUUCCGCCAGGAUGAAGCACGUGUCCAGCUGGAUGAGGAGCGGGAAGAGGUUGAAAGUUUCGUCCAAAAGGUGUUCAACCCUCUGGACGAGCGCCUGAAAAGCGAGAUUGGGGCGCUCCGCAAGUCAUACGAAUCCGCUCUUAGGCAGCUGAAGCGUGAUCGAAAAGCGCCAGGCUCGCCACUUGAACAGUGCAGUCCCUCCGUUACCAUGAAGCUGAUCAACGCCAUUCAUGCCAAGCUGGAAUUUCGCUUCCAGAAGAGGCUCGAACUCGCGCUGGACUGCGAGCGGCGUCGCAAGAAGGCCGAGCGUCGGCCCCUUGUCUUCAUAGGUGAUAUGGCGGGUUUGCGUAAAUUGGACGGAGAAUUCGAUCAGAUGGAAAAGCGAAAUAUUCUGGAGGCGGCCAAGGACCGCGAUGAUCGCGCCAAUCAGUUGAUGGAUUCAUUUGACGACGCGAUACUUCACGGUCUCGGUCUGAAUCAGAGUCUGCUAGACGAGCUUUCCAGCAGAACAGCCCGAUUGGAUCGCUCCAUACUAGAUUCGUCCGGCUUGUCAACUGCUGAAAUUGAGCAUAUUCUUAAGUCCGCAGUGACCUUUGCAAAUUCGCUUCGUCAAGAUUCAGAGGCAAUCUUGCACAGCUCGGCUGUUGCGGAAUUUGUCCUCAACAACGCCGACUACAAUGUCUCCGUGGCAGAAGCACAAUACGCAAACUCCGAGGCAGAGGUUUUUGAACGACUCGAGCUAGAGAAGAAGAAGGAAGACGCCAUCCUGCGAGAGGAUCACGAAAAGAAAUUGCAAAGCAUAAAAAGUGGUCCAGAAACGCUUGAGGUCACAGUUCGUCAUUUGCUUGAGAAUUUGGAGAAAACGCCGCGAGCCGCGAGCCGAACUCCCAGUCCUGAUCCUACUCCUGCUGCUGCCUCUGCUCCCACGUCGGGCCAGACUGUCAAACGAUCUUCAACGGCUUCGCCAGGCGAGACUGGCUCUCGAAAGGUCACACCGUCUCGACCUCCAAUCGACACGUUGCCCCUUGAACUUCGACCUGCAGUGACUUUGCCUGUUCAAAACUCAGUAUCGACACCCUCCCCCGCUAGUCAAACAACAAUCGAUCCGGAAGUGGAACAUAAGGAAAGACUGCGUCGAGCAUUGGAAGACGCCAAAAGACGCAAUGCAGUGCGGUCUGGCAAGUAG